Molecule: messenger RNA, 4209 nt
Organism: Lineus longissimus
Lineage: Eukaryota; Metazoa; Nemertea; Pilidiophora; Heteronemertea; Lineidae
Product: afadin- and alpha-actinin-binding protein B-like
Exons: 10
Coding region: 259-2166 (635 amino acids)
Biological process (GO): intraciliary transport involved in cilium assembly
Cellular component (GO): centriolar satellite; ciliary basal body
Source: RefSeq, a predicted model, not a curated record
UUGUUCCCUGAUUUGAAACCGGAAGAGUUCAGGACUUGUUUGUUCUUCUACCCAACGUGGGAAUAUCCCUCAUUCUCAUGAAGCUUGAGUCGGAUAUUCCACUAAAUAAGUGCUUAGUGAUGUUCAUGGCUCGUGAAUGCAGGGCUUUAUGUGCAAUAAAAUCGAUUAACUCCUCUUCGUGUUGCGAUGAAGUUCGUGUCAGAUUUGGUGGAAGGCUGUCUCGGACUGGAUGUGUAACUAGUCGUCCGCUGGCACUCGAUGCAGGUAGAGAGGAUGGGAGACUGGACUGCCCUGAGGUCGCGGAGCAGCGAGGAUGCAUUCCUCUCCCUCAUCAUGACCAAGUCUCAGACACCUGCACAUAAGAGGAACGGCGACGUCAUCUCCGGGAUACAUGAGCUGCAUUUCACACCAUCACCACAUAAAAGCAAACAGGAUUAUAUGAAUAUGGAUGAUGUGUUUUGUACAAGGGACAACAUCGACCAGUGUGUGGCUUAUUUGAACCAGGAGCUGACGAUGGUAGGCUUCAAGUCCAUGUACCAGAAUAACUCUGACACGUUUGAUAUGGUGGUGAUGGUGAACAACAUGCAUGAGUUACUCAAGCUACACCAGAAGAGUAGCAGAAUUAGGGAGGAUUUAGAAACAAAUAAACAGCGUACAGACAAUGACAUUGAUCACCUUCAGCAGCAUACGGUGCGACUGAAAGAGACCUGUAAGGAGUACGAGAGAGAGAUUGGAAGGUUCGAAGAGAAGGAACGACAAGUCCUCAACAAGAACAAAUCAUUGGUCAACAAACUCAAGGCGGAGAAAGAUGAGGUGAAGAGGUUGCUGUCUGUGAUCGCGCAUCGUGACGCUCAGUUCAAACAUGACCAGAAGAAGAAAGAGAGAGAGAUCAAUAAACUAAAGGAGCGCUUACAUCAGCAGCUGACAGACAAGAACCAGGAGAGGAGAAUAGGUAUGGACAUCUUGAACUCGCUCCAGCGAUCUGAUGGCAAGAGAGGCACAUGGAAAACAGGCUCAAAACAUGAAGAGGACAUGUACCGUCUCAUCAUCGGGAACUACGAGGAGAAGCAGAAGGAGCUGAUGGUAGAGAACGAUCAGUUAAGGCAGUGUCUGCGCGAGUUGCAGCGAGAACUCAUCUCGGUCGUCAACCACCAACCUGAAUCACCGCUAAAGUCAGAACCAGGGUUGCUGCAGGACAGCACCAUAGUAUCUGAGAAAGAUGAUGAUGCAGUCAGUGUCUCAACAUCCCAAUCAGUGGAUGAGUUGUCAGAGGGCUACUUCAAUAUGCCUGUGGAUAUGGUCAGGGAAGGAAUCGAGAAGAGUUUCAAGGAGAAGUGUCGCCACCUGAAGGAAGUCGUCCGAGGGUCGUAUAGGAAGAGAUUAUCUGUAGGCUCACCAGAGUCACUCCCAAGCUCAAUAGAACACACAGAAAAACUAGGUCAGCAGUUAGAAGACAAGAAUUGCCAACUGGAGCGCUAUAAAGACAUCAUUGAACAACAAGAGAAACUCAUCCAAACGUUACAAAUCCCGGCCAUGACUGAGAAUUUCUCGAGUUCUUUCUUCAACGAUUCUGAGCUUCUUGAGGAGAAGAAUCAGCUGACGGAGGAGAGGAAGCUGUUCUAUCAACAGAAGGCCAACUUUGAGGACGAAAGAAGGAACUUUACAGAUGCUGCUAUACGACUCGGACGCGAGCGUAAAACAUUUGAAGAAGAACGAGCCUCAUUCUUACAGCAGCAGUUUCUCAACAUAACACCAUUCACUGCCAGCCAGAAGGCCACAUCUCGUACAAGCUCCAUCCGGAAGACAUCAUCAACUAAGGGACCAGUGGCUGAUGUUGGUGCUAAACUCGUUCCCUCAACCCCAUGUUUCUCCCCUGCCCCCAAGCUCAAGGACUCAACACCGUCAACGACCGAGUUGUACAGGACGUUAGGGUUACGGCUUGAAGACCAGAAAGAAAAUCGCUCAUCUAAUAGCAGCUCCCGCAACAACAGCCCACGGUCAUUCCCACGAGACUUCAGCACGACAUCGUCAGGAAAAUCUUCGAGCCGAAAGUCAAGCACAGCCAGUCGAUCUGCCUCAAAGACAUCAAACACACGGGUCGCAGAGCAUGUGGAUAACCUCAAGUUAGCAUUAUUCCAGAAGAAGCGGACAGAGAGCAAUAGUUAGUAUGAUGGACAAUGAGUCUCUGGUCACAUGAACAAUGGGGGAGUGUUCACUUGCUAAUGGACAUUGUAGAAUAGACAUUUGGAUGGAUCAGUUGACGAAUAUCCUACAGCACCAUGGUGCAUUGAGGGAAUAAAGUUACUGUUAUCAAGUGAAUGAAAUAGUGCUUGUUUACUCAUUACAGGACUCUCUUUAAAGCAGUCAAUCUCGUGUUACAUGUGUUUCUGUCAUAUUGAAAGUUCCACCUGAGGUUGGCUGCCUGUGGUAUUCAUUCUGUUCACCUGCAUGUGCUGGCUGAUUGCUCUGGUCUCACUCGGAUCAGAGAGCUACAGAACUGUGUAUAUUAGACUUGAAUGUGCUCAAACUAUGGCUGACAGCAGCUGUGGCUUCUCAUUAUCAUACAUGGAAUUUGCUCAAGUGAAUUAUAAAAUUCAACAUUUCUAUGAAUUGUUUUAAAGAAGUCGCAUGUCUAUUUCUGACCCCAGUUUCAAUCUCAUAUCGUGAGGACUUAUGUAUCUUCUGGUGAUUGAAAGUGACAUGUUUGAAACUUUAUAAUGGAUUCAUUGAUUCUUCCUCUCUCAAUUGUAUUAGGACACAUUUUAUUUGUCUGACCUGUCAGUAUGCUCAUGCAACCUAAUUACUGUAUCAUAAACUGUUUUACUUUUGUACUUUCUUGGGUCACGUAGAGUUCCAUCGCUCAGAAUAGCUUUGAGCAGGUAACACUGAUAUUGUUUAUGGUGUAUUGUUGAUCAACUCCCCAAUAUCUUACUUGACUCUGGGUCCAAUGGAGUGUGGACCAGUAUUAAUAUAACACAAGUUUAUAAAGAAUGACCAAAAACAGUAUACUGCACUGACGCACAACAUGUAUGUCGGUUGAUGGUAUGUCACAAGUACAGUGUAGUUUCUUGAUUUAUGUUUUCAUAGAAUUAUUCUUCAUUAUAUUUGAUGAUCUCUCCAAUGUCUGUUCUCAUCAACAUCUUCGACAGUCAAAGUAGUAAAACCAAGCACCUCUAAUGUUGGAUUGGACUUUUCUCCUUAGUAGUGUUUGGGUCCAUUCAGAGGGUGAGUUGGACAAGUGGUCUCAGGAUUUCAGCCAAGGUACUCGGCAAAGAUAAAUCAAAGCCAUCCAUGAUGCCAGCUUCACAUUGGCAGUGGGACAUUCUGGUCCAUUCACCAAUGAAAGGAGUGGUGUAUCCUUGAUAUUUUGUACCUGAAUUUGUUAUCUGUGAAGAGCCAAAUAUGUAACAGACAAAGUGUGCAUGGUACCUGUGUCUCCACAGUCGUUGUGAAGCUGGCUCAUAACUUCUAACAUUCCAUACUGGUUAUUGUAUUGUGUGCUUAUUAUGCUUUAGGGUUUGAGGUUCACAUUAGUUUUUGACAAAAUUUGAUUUUGUUUUACGUCAAGUUCUUUGUAUUCUCUCUGGCCACUUGGUCAUUUGACCUGUGUGUGAUGGAGUAUGACAGCCUAAUUGUGUGAAGUCAAGCUUGUAAUGGCUGCAAAUAAUCCGAUUUUGACUAGUUAUUUAAGUUUUUGCACUUGCAUGACAAAGUAUUUGCUAUUGCACAUAGUCAUUAAAUAAAACAUAUCAUGUCUUCCUGAAGGGAAACAGCCAUGGCAUCUCAUCAUCUUAGAGAAUUUCAGGUUUCUUAGUAACUCUGUGAUUCUUUGUUUACGUUUAGUCAAGAGGGUUGAGAUGUUGAUAUUAUAACGUGUAGUGCCAUAGGUUGUGUGAUUAGUCUCAGUCCUUCCAUGAAGCUCCGUAUCCAUCCAGAUUCUCUUCAUUCAUUUCUGCAUGUAUUCAAUGAAGUGGAUUCAUUUGUAAUUGUUGUAAUGAGGUUGAAAUUGCCUCCCUUUGCCAGAAGUCUUCAGCAUCCUGGCACAACCAACACAUGUACUUACUGUUUAUUUAACAUAAUAUUGAGUUUACUGGUGACGUUUUUUGGACAUACUAUUGUCCCUUCAAAAGGAUACACUUAGUUACGUGCGGUACACUACACUACAGUUUGUGCGUCACCUGGCAUCUGUAAAUAAAUCGUCUAAAACGA